CGUUCGUUGCCCGUGUCGGUUCGGUUUUGAUGCAACUGCUGGUGUACGAGAGUGAGUGUAGUCCUGUGUGUGGUUUAUUUCUAUUGGGCAGUUCAUUUCGAGUAUUUGUGAAGAAAGUGCUGAUAUUUUGCGGUUUCAGUGAAGCUUGUUCCGGACGAUGAUAAUUGUUAGCAAGUGGUUGUAAAGUGGUUCAAGCAAUUCCAAGGGCAAGUCCAGCGUCUGAGUUGUUAGAGUGUGAUGUUAAUCACCGGGAUGAAACUGUAAAUGAAAAUGGAAGAUUUUUGUCAUUAGUGGUGUAUGGUAAUCAUUAGAAAGUUAUAAAACAACCGCAAAGUUGACAGUUGUAUCGAGCGUAAUCCGGUGUGCGGAUUAACGUGCCGUGUCAAUUAGAGCGAGGUGCUUCUUCCGUGUCCCGAACGUCAACUGGAUAUAAAUAAACAUUAAGGUACGUCGUCACUGAAGAGCAGCACUUCUUUCAGCACGUAACCACUAAGUAGGAGACAGGGUAGUUGUUUUGGAGUGUACGAGGUGGAAAGAUGGCUUUAGAUGCAAAAGCAAUUAAAGAGGAAAUACCGGAUAAAGAUACGUAUGAGACCAGCUCCCGUAAAGUUAAAGGUAAGGAACAAUGUCGAACACCAGACUCACCGGAAGGAGCCCGCGUCGUGGCGCCACGUUCUCCGAUUUCGCCGCAGGUGUCACAGCAUCACAGCACUCUGGUGCCUCAGCCGCCGAGAUCUGGCGGUGCCGGAUCAACGCAAGUCAGCAGUCGCAACGGGAGUUCUUCGCCGCCGGGAGAAAUCCCUCCGACGCGGGUACUUAACGGCAAUGGUGGGGCCGGCAGUGGUGGUGGUGGUGGUAGCAUGGGAUCAAUCACGCCUCCACCAGCGAUAACUCCUGCAUCGGCCGCGGCAGCAGCAGCCGUCGCAGCUGCACAGCAAGACACGACAAAGUUGCUGAAGAUAAGACGCUUCCUAGGGGCCCUGGUUCAGUUCGGUCAGGAUACUAAUGUCGACAUCGGAGACCGUGUUCGGUCGCUGGUUUUGUCGUUAGCGAGUGGUGGCCUAACGGUGGAGGAGUUUCAGAUUGCGGUUCAGGAGGCAACCAAUUUCCCGCUGCGCUCCAACGUGGUUCCGUUCCUCAAAUCGCACGUUCCCGUUCUGCAACGCGAAAUAAACAUUCUUUCCAGAGCGAGUAAGCAGACUCCUUCGCAGUACGUUAGAUCGAACGAAACCAGUGUGAUGGAGUACGUCCAGAAUCUCGCCGACACCGCCGACAUCUUUCUAUCGCACGAAGGAUUUGGCUCUUCGACACCCAUCCCAGCACCGAGCAUCAACGGACUGAGUCUGAAACGACGGGCCUCCGAUAACUUAUACGACACUCAUCCUUCCGGUCCUCCCGAGUGGGGAGAUUAUAUUCUGCCACCGACCAAGCGUCCACAUCCGUCACUUCUGCUAGCAUCUGGAACGCCACAGCUCUAUUCUACGCAUCCGGCGCUGUUCGAGUAUCAGAACGGAACACUUCAUCCACAUUCCGAUGGUUUGCAUUCCAUUCACCGAGACGAACGGGAUCAUAGAGCGCCCUCCAGUGAAGCUCACCGCCCUCCUAGAAUUCCACCAGGUGGAGGCAGUGGUGGGGGUGGUGCCGGUGGCUCUAGUGGAGCUGUUAGUGGUAGCGGUGCAAGCGGAACUGCCGGAGCUGGAGUAUCAACCGGAAGCAUGGGCAGUAUUGGUAGUAGCGGAGUUCCAAGCAAUUCCGUUGGUAGCGGAACAACUGGCGGGGAGGAGGAGUGGAAAAAUAUUCACACCAUGCUGACGUGUAUUUCGGCAAUGGUCGAAAAAACUAAAAGAGCAAUCUCGAUCCUGCAGCAGCGGGGAAUCGAAACUCAUGCACGCGAUCACCAGGACACUUCGAUAGCGGACAUGAAACGCCAGACCGAAGAUAAAAUUGCGGAGUUUCGUCGCAGUGCAGAGGAAUCCGUUAAUCAGGUCAAACGACAAGCAGUGAUUGAAAUCCAAAGGGCGGUGGCAGCAGCAGAAGCUAGAACGAUUGAAAUGUUUGCACAGGAAAGGCUGAAAAUGGAGAAAAUGUUUGCCGAGAUUCAUCGAGGAGGAUCGGACCCGGACCCGGAUGGAUCUAGCGGAGGAAGCCAGAACGUUAGUACUCUUGCUUGCUGGAACUGUGGACGAAAGGCGAACGAAACGUGCUCUGGAUGCAAUUUGGCAAGGUAUUGUGGAUCCUUCUGCCAGCACAAGGACUGGGAUCAGCACCAUCAGGUCUGUGGAACAUCCCGAGCGGAAAACGCCUUCCAAAAGCAUGCGGCCAGUGCCAGAGCUGCACUUUCCUCUCGUUCGACAACCCCGCAGCAGUCACAGUCCAGCAAUAGUACAGCUAACGGAACAACGGCCGCCGCAAAAUGACGGACUAAACCAUUGAAACCUAAAAAAAAGUAUCUAUGCUAGUCAAAUCAUAUAGACAUAUAUAAAUACACAACCCGCAGAGUUGGAAUUCGAAGAAAACAAAGUGUUUCCAGCUUUGUGAAUGACACUAUUCAACACCCAUAAGCCAAGCUAAUCAACCAAACAUCCUAAUAGUUGUAAUUUUUACAGUUGUAAGAUUACAUUAAAAGUAGCAAUUUAGUACAUUUGUUUUAUUUCAAUGUUUCAUUUCUAAUUAAUAGCAAAAACAUGACCUGUUUAUGUUUACGUGUUCCCGAUAGCAUAGUUGUAGAUUUUCAAAACAGUGCAAUACAAUUAUUAAAUCUUAGUUAAAACAACCAGCAUUGAUCAGACUAGUUGCAAAAUAACAAAAACAAUUCAAAUGGUUAGCUGUAAGGUUGAAAGCAACAAUUCUUUAGAAUGUUAGUCACAUUACUCCAAGAGCACCGUUAAAAAUCAGUAAGAUUAUUAUUUUAGUAGAACAAUGUUCGAUGACCGGUUGUUGACAUCUCUAGUCGACCGGCAUAAGAGCACGUGGUGUCGUGCGCUCUGCGCAAAAUCCGUUUCCACUUCUAAUGUAUUGCGAUGAGCACGUGCUGAUUUCUGUGGUGUCCAUUUCAAUUCACAAACUACAAUAGCCAAGUUCACAUUCAGUCAGUUAGUCAGUAGGCUAAGAAGAAACAUAAACCAACACAGACAUAGUUUUCUCCCAUCACAAUUGAAGUAGCAGCGUAGAUAACCUUACAAUUAUGUAUGCACUAUGUACCAAACAAAACGCUGAAUUAGAAAAAAAAAUGCACAAACUGAGGCUAUAGUUUUAGACAGUGACUCCAAAGAUUAACUGACCAAAAACUUUGAGCAUCGGUCAAACGGAAGUUCGUUAGGAACUUUACUCACACUUAUUACUUUCUAGCCGUUUUGUAAGACAUUGAUGUACGAUUCACCUGUAGUUACUAUUGCCUGUUGUUAAAUUAUUUAUUGUCCUCUCAGUUGAUAUAGAUCUGAACGAAAAAAAAACUCUCCGAACAGAGAACAACCUUGUUCGAAUCAUUCGAAUUCAAACGAAAGCGCAAACUUAUUAUACACCAAAAUGUAUCAUGGAACCAUUCUUUGAAAAAAAGAAAAAGGAGUUAUUUUUUCGGUAUCAAUCUUAAGUUUCUUGUAAAUAGUAUCAUAGUCUAUAAUGCUCCUAUUUGGCAUACAUACCUGCGCCCAAACACCGCACAUAGUUUCACCCGAUUUCUCCACAAACAGUAGUAAAGAACACUUUUGAGCAUAAUGCAUCAUCAGAAAUAAGAAAAAUAAAAUUUUAUUUGUUUAUAAAACUAAA
Molecule: messenger RNA, 3765 nt
Organism: Malaya genurostris
Lineage: Eukaryota; Metazoa; Arthropoda; Insecta; Diptera; Culicidae
Gene: nvy
Product: protein CBFA2T2
Exons: 11
Coding region: 537-2417 (626 amino acids)
Biological process (GO): DNA-templated transcription; negative regulation of DNA-templated transcription
Cellular component (GO): nucleus
Molecular function (GO): transcription corepressor activity
Source: RefSeq, a predicted model, not a curated record